Synchiropus splendidus (mandarinfish) is the source of this 3179-nucleotide messenger RNA. It is a transcript of the gene cald1b, whose product is annotated as caldesmon 1b. Gene Ontology annotation, molecular function: myosin binding; actin binding. The transcript has 15 exons. Gene Ontology annotation, biological process: actin filament bundle assembly; angiogenesis; signal transduction. Gene Ontology annotation, cellular component: actin cytoskeleton. The coding region runs from base 134 to 2494 and encodes 786 amino acids. The record is from RefSeq and is a predicted model, not a curated record. Lineage: Eukaryota; Metazoa; Chordata; Actinopteri; Syngnathiformes; Callionymidae.
CAGAAACAAGGCAGAAUUCCUGCUGCUGCGAUAUUAAGCAGGCAGCGCAUGUUGAUAUAUUGAGGGGUAGAGAGGCUGCUGUGCAUUGACUCAGCUGCUGCUCAGUGAUAAAGAGGUGCAUUUUUGGGUGACCAUGGACGACGACUUUGAGCGCCGCUUGGAGCUGAGGAGGCAGAGGAGAGAGCAGAUGCGUCUGGAGGCCGAAAAAGGGGGUUACAUGAAUGACGACAAUGAGGAGGAAGAGCGAGAGCAAAGGAGACGUGCAAGGGAGGAGAGAAGGAGGAUGCGGGAGCAAGAGGAGUCUGGAGCCGCAGACGUCACCAAUAACAACAGUGUGACCGAGUCGGAACCUCUGACCAAAGCUGCCGCGGAUGAUGACCAGGCUUUGCUGGAGCGUCUCGCCAGGAGAGAGGAGCGGAGACAGAGGAGAAUGAUGGAGGCCAUGGAGCGACAGCGGUCACUAGACGCCGAUAGCAGUACGGCCAACAGCGCAGAGAGUCGACCUGAAGAUCAGACGUCCGGCAACAGCCAGGAUACAACAACAGAGAGAGAGGAGGACAAACCAGCCCCGGCGGAAGUAGAGGAGACCGACUCUCAGAACGUAGAGGAGGAAAGUAAGGAGGAGCAGGAGGAGGUGGAAGAUGUGAAAGGAGAUGUUGAUGAAGAAGAGGAGAAAGUGGAGGAGGAUAAGGAUGAAGAGAACGAAAGGAUAGAAGCAGAAGACGAGCAACAAAUUGAAGAAGAUGAAGAUCGACUGAAACAAGAAGAAGAAGAGAGGCAAAAGAGGGAACUGGAAGAGCAGAAGAAGGAGGAAGAGGAAAGACAGUUGAAAGAAGAGGAAGAGAGGUUGAAGAGGGAAGAAGAGCAGCAACGAGAAAUAGAGGAAAAAUUAAAGCAAGAGGAAGAGGAGAGGAGGCAGAAAGCUGAGGAAGAGAAGAGGCGGGAAGAAGAACAGCAAAGGGAAUUGGAAGAAAAAUUAAAGAAAGAGGAAGAAGAGAAGCAACGGAAGGAAGAAGAAGAAAAACAGAAGCAGAGAGAAGAGGAAGAAAGGAGAAAGGAAAUGGAGGCGAAGAGAAGAAAAGAAGCUGAGGAACAACAGAAAAGAGAGCAGGAGGAGAAACUGAAGAAAGAGCAGGAGGAAAAACAGAAACGGGAGAUGGAAGAGAAGAGGAAAAAAGAAGAAGAGCUCAAACGCAAGAAAGAACUGGAAGAGAGGAAGAAAAAAGAGGAGGAGGAGAAGCAGAAGAAAAAGGAGAUGGAGGAGAAGAAGAAAAAAGAGGAAGAAGAUAAGCGGAAAAAGGAGGCAGAGGAGAAAAAGAUGAAGGAAGAAGAUGAGAAACGUAAAAGAGCAGAAAUGGAAGAAAAGAAGAAGAAGAAAGAAGAGGAGGAGAAACCAAAACGAUUUGGCUUCAAGGACAAGUUUGAGCCAGCCAAGCAGAAUGGAUCUUUUAUUGAAAAUAAACUGAAGAAGCCAGAGAGAACAGCCAGGGACAACGUUCCCUCGAGCAAGGCAGAGGACUUGGAGCGACAGGAGGCUGAACGUAAACUACAAGAGCUCAAGCAGCGGAGGAACAACGCAGAGAGCGAGGAGUUUGAGAAGAUGAAGAUGAAGCAGCAGGACGCUGAGGCCGAGCUGGAGGAGCUGAAGAAGAAGAGGGAGGAGAGGAGGAAGAUCAUUGAGGAGGAGGAGAAGCAGAAGAAACAGGAACUGGAGGAGAAGAAAAACCGAGAACAAGAGGAGAAGAAGAGGAUGAAGGAGGAAAUAGAGAAGAGAAGAGCCGAGGCAGCGGAGAAGAAGAAGCAGAUGGGAGAAGAGUCUGCACCACCUGCUUUCACCAUCAGUCCUAAAGGGUCAUCUAAGAUCGGAGAGAGAGCAGAAUUCUUGAGCAAAUCAGCUCAGAAAAGCAGCACAACCAGAGUGUCUCACACUCCAAUAGUCUCCAGAAUCGGCAACAGACUAGAACAAUUCAACUCAGCCGUCCAGGAGAGCAAAGAAGUCAGGUCUCCCAAGCCCCCCAGAGCAGAUAUUCCAUCCGGGGGAACACGCAGCAUCAAGAACAUGUGGGAGAAAGGAAACGUCAGCGCCUCCAGUGAAAGUCCUUCUCCCGCGAACAAGGAAGUGGCUGGACUUAAGGGAGGUGUGACAGGACGGGUCAACAGUUGGAUGGCGAAACCCGCAGAGCCAGAGAAGACGACCCCAGCAGCACCGGAGGCAUCCAAGCCAGCAGCGCCUCCAUCAGCAGCGGCUCCAGCCCCGGCACCAGCAGCAAAGCCUGCGGAGGCGAAACCUGCUGAAGUCGGGAACAAACGAGGCCUUUGGGAGCCGAAGAAGACGGCCGCACCUACUAAGGUGCUGACAAGGUGCUGUGUUUCUUUGGCCAACGAAAAAAAACGAAAUCCACUGUAUCUCUACACACUCACCAGCAGGAGAAGUCGCAACAGACACCCAGGAGAAGCAUCGAUAUUCCAGCAAUAUAAAUAUAUAUAUAUAUAGUUAGAGCUUUUUACUGCACUUCACCUAUCUAUGGUGGCUGCAUUUCAGCAUCUGUCCUUUUUAUACCAGGAUGAUAUAGUUUAAUAUGAAAGCUAUUUUUGUAUGUCACAAAAUUAUUUGUGCACGUUUUGCACAGUUCGUACACUUCCUGCUACACAUCUGCAAGGAUGAUAUACAUUCUUGUUUCAGCAGUUGCUGUAAUAUAAGUAGUUAUUCUCUUUUGUUCAUUUUCUUUUUGCUUCGGUCAUUUUAGCGGUAUUUUUUUGUCCCUCAAAAUAAAUAAAUAUUGACGCAAAUAUCUUGUAAUGAAGUGCCUUCAACCAAUUUUAAAAAACUAUAUUGACAUAUUCUACCCAAAGUUACCAUCAUAUUCGCCGCUCUUCCAAUUUGUGGGAAUUAUACUUUGAAUUUUUAAACAAAAUGAAAUAUCAUUUUAAGCAUUUUUGGAGUAGUUACAUUUUUCCUUUUUUAUUACGUUAAAUGUAACUCCCGUUUUCUUCUGUCCUUCCAUCUUUGUGGCCCCUCACAGUCGUCUCAGUACAUGAUGUGGCCCCUCAGGAAAUUUAAUAGCACACCCCUGAUAUAGAUUGUCAUUUCAGUUUGUAUUGUUUCACACGCUGCGUCACUAUGUCGACUGGUGUUUUGACGACAACACACGAGUGAAUAAAAGUGCCUGUAAUGAAUC